This is a messenger RNA of Dacryopinax primogenitus, 1322 nucleotides long. Its product is annotated as S-adenosyl-L-methionine-dependent methyltransferase. The transcript is spliced from 7 exons. Lineage: Eukaryota; Fungi; Basidiomycota; Dacrymycetes; Dacrymycetales; Dacrymycetaceae. The record is from RefSeq and is a predicted model, not a curated record. Bases 78 to 863 code for a protein of 261 amino acids.
AUUAGCGCCAACAUCUUGUGCUGGCACCAUCUCAAUCAAUGGUCGAACAACGGUAAAUCCCGGUGAAUAUGGCGACAAUGGCAGAAAUACUUCGGGAGGAGGAGCGAUUGGACGAGCUGGAUCCUCUGCGGCAUCUGCGAGAUAAUGAUGCCGACGCUGCCGGGAACACGGACGAAGGUAUCUCUGACGGCUUCAUCGUGCCGGCACAGAGGCCGAGUAUCAUCAAUCAGCUACAGAUUCUCUCGUUCCCGGUUCUUGUUCCUGAGCUUAGGUUAUCUGUGGAUGCUAGCCCCGGAUGCGGCGGAAUAGCGUGGCCGGCCGGCGAAGUUCUCUCACGUUACAUCUGCCUUCGUGAAACCCGAGAACCUGGGUGGAUGAAAACGCGGACCGUGCUGGAGCUUGGAGCAGGAACAGGCCUCGUUGGCCUUGUCGCGGCGAAACUCGGUGCAAAGCAUGUGGUAAUCACUGAUCAGACGCCAUUACUUCCUUUGAUCGAGCGGAACAUUGUUCUCAACAACGUGCAAAAUGCGUGCAUAGCCGCGGAGUUUAAUUGGGGGGAACCUCUUUCAGAGGCAAUCCGGACGGGGGCGUUUGACUUGAUCCUCGCCGCGGACUGCGUGUAUUUGGAACCCGCAUUUCCUUUGCUUGUGCAAAGUCUUUGCGACCUGACAAACGAAUCCCCGAGAGCGGAACUUCUGUUCUGCUAUAAGAAACGUCGUAAGGCAGACAAACGAUUCUUCGUCCUGCUGAAGAAGCAUUUCGAAUGGGAAGAAGUUGAUGAUGACCCCGAGAGACCGGUUUAUUCUCGUGACACCAUUUCACUUCUUCGCUUCCGUAGACGAGGUGUGAAGGCAUCCUUCUGAUUGUUCGACCAUGUGAUUGGGCCAAGGUUCCUUGCGAUCCGCCCGUCCGCAACGGGUCGCGAAAAUCUGUCGGCACAAGUUGUUGAAGCAGUCUUUGUAUCCUGACAGCGAUGGGAGAGUUUCCUUUCAUGAACAGGAGCUUGUUCGCCGAGCCACUUCUUCCGCUGGUCGCAUGAUUACAGGUUGUUCAAUAGGGCCGAAGCAAAGAGAAGAAGCAGAUCAUGCAGAUAGUGUCGCAUCAAGUCGGAACCAGAUAGUACACCGGCACGCCGCGGCUAACCACUUUGUCGUUUUCCUUUCGCUAAAGUCUUCGCGUUUCUUCUUCUCAUAUCAUUCUCUUUGUUGACCAUGGAAGACAGGGCGUAUAGAAAUCGAAACCGUAGAGAUCCCUGGGUAUCGAGUGUUCGCGAAUUGUGGCGCGAUUCUUCUGAUACGGACCGCUGAAGCACAUGCAAGCAA